GUGGCUGGCUAAGUCCCUCCCGCGCCGGCUCUUGUCCCACUAGGAGCAGCUCAGUGCAGCCGGGACAGGGCGAAGCGGUCUGCGCCCACGGAGCGCACGCCUCUGCUCGCAACGCAGCACCACCCUUGCCCCCGUCGGCUGCCCACUCCACACGUCCAGCGGCUCCGCGCGCGCACGAUGCCCUCGGCCACCAGCCACAGCGGAAGCGGCAGCAAGUCGUCGGGACCGCCGCCGCCGUCCGGGUCCUCCGGGAGUGAGGCGGCGGCCGGGGCAGCUGCGCCGGCUUCUCAGCACCCGGCAACCGGCACCGGCGCGGUCCAGACCGAAGCCAUGAAGCAGAUUCUCGGGGUGAUCGACAAGAAACUUCGGAACCUGGAGAAAAAAAAGGGAAAACUUGAUGAUUAUCAGGAACGAAUGAACAAAGGGGAAAGGCUCAAUCAAGAUCAGCUGGAUGCUGUAUCUAAGUACCAGGAAGUCACAAAUAAUUUGGAAUUUGCAAAGGAAUUACAGAGGAGUUUCAUGGCACUAAGUCAGGAUAUUCAGAAAACCAUAAAGAAGACUGCACGUCGGGAGCAGCUUAUGAGAGAAGAAGCAGAGCAGAAGCGCUUAAAAACUGUUCUUGAGUUACAGUACAUACUGGAUAAACUGGGAGAUGACGAAGUCAGAACUGAUCUGAAACAAGGUUUGAACGGAGUGCCAAUAUUGUCUGAAGAAGAACUGUCAUUAUUAGAUGAAUUCUACAAGUUAGUAGACCCCGAGCGGGACAUGAGUUUAAGGUUAAAUGAGCAGUACGAACAUGCCUCCAUUCACUUGUGGGACUUGCUGGAAGGGAAAGAAAAGCCUGUAUGUGGAACAACCUAUAAAGCACUAAAGGAAAUUGUUGAGCGUGUUUUUCAGUCAAGUUACUUUGACAGCACUCACAGCCAUCAGAAUGGGCUGUGUGAGGAGGAAGAGGCAGCCUCAGCACCUACAGUGGAAGACCAGGUAGCUGAAACUGAACCUGAACCAACAGAAGAAUACACGGAGCAAAGUGAGGUUGAAUCAACAGAGUAUGUCAAUCGACAAUUCAUGGCAGAAACACAGUUCACCAGUGGUGAGAAGGAACAAGUGGAUGAGUGGGCAGUUGAAACGGUUGAGGUGGUAAACUCACUCCAGCAGCAGCCUCAGGCUGCAUCUCCGUCAGUACCAGAACCCCACUCUUUGACUCCAGUGGCUCAGUCAGAUCCACUUGUGAGACGGCAGCGAGUACAAGAUCUAAUGGCCCAAAUGCAGGGGCCCUAUAAUUUCAUACAGGAUUCAAUGUUGGAUUUUGAAAAUCAGACGCUUGAUCCUGCUAUAGUUUCAGCACAACCCAUGAACCCUACUCAAAACAUGGAAAUGCCUCAGCUUGUUUGCCCUCCUGUUCAUUCUGAAUCUAGACUUGCCCAACCUAAUCAAGUUCCUGUACAACCAGAAGCUACACAGGUUCCUUUGGUUUCAUCCACAAGUGAGGGGUAUACAGCGUCUCAACCCUUGUACCAGCCUUCGCAUGCUGCAGAGCAGCGGCCACAAAAGGAGCCAAUGGAUCAGAUUCAGGCAACAAUAUCUUUAAAUACAGACCAGACUACAGCCUCAUCAUCCCUUCCUGCUGCUUCUCAGCCUCAAGUGUUCCAGACUGGGACAAGUAAACCUUUGCAUAGCAGUGGAAUAAAUGUAAAUGCCGCUCCAUUCCAAUCCAUGCAAACGGUGUUCAAUAUGAAUGCCCCUGUUCCUCCUGUUAAUGAACCAGAAACCUUGAAACAACAGAAUCAGUACCAGGCUAGUUAUAAUCAGAGUUUUCCCAGUCAGCCUCACCAAGUGGAGCAAACAGAGCUUCAACAAGAUCAACUGCAAACGGUGGUUGGCACUUACCAUGCUUCCCAGGACCAGCCCCAUCAAGUGCCUGGCAACCACCAGCAGCCCCCCCAGCAGAACUCUGGGUUUCCACGUAGCAGUCAGCCUUACUACAACAGUCGUGGAGUGUCCCGAGGAGGAUCUCGUGGUGCCAGAGGCUUAAUGAAUGGAUACAGGGGUCCUGCCAAUGGAUUUAGAGGAGGAUAUGAUGGUUACCGCCCUUCGUUCUCGAAUACUCCAAACAGUGGUUACACACAAUCUCAGUUCAGUGCUCCCCGGGACUACUCUGGCUACCAGCGGGAUGGAUAUCAGCAGAAUUUCAAGCGAGGCUCUGGGCAGAGUGGACCACGGGGAGCCCCACGAGGUCGUGGAGGGCCCCCAAGACCCAACAGAGGGAUGCCGCAAAUGAACACUCAGCAAGUGAAUUAAUGUGAUUCACAGGAUUAUGUUUAAUCGCCAAAAACACACUGGCCAGUGUACCAUAAUAUGUUACCAGAAGAGUUAUUAUCUAUUUGUUCUCCCUUUCAGGAAACUGAUUGUAAAGGGACUGUUCAUCCCAUAAAGACAGGACUACAAUUGUCAGCUUUAUAUUCCCUGGAUAUGGAAGGAAACAAUUUUUACUCUGCAUGUUCUGUCCUAAGCGUCAUCUUGAGCCUUGCACACAAUACUCAGAUUUCUCACCCUUGCUUAGGAGUAAAACAUUAUAUUCUUACGGGGUGAUAAUAUCUCCACAGUUAUUUGAAGUGGCUUGGGGGGAAAAAAGCAAGUUUGACUUUUCGAUAUUGGAUAAAAUCUACAAUCAGCCCUAGAAUUAGUCACUGGUAAUCGACAAAGUUAAAGCAUUUUCCUUGAAAGGAAGAUGAAAGGCGUGGAGUGUGGUUUGGCAAAGCAACUACAUUUCACAGCUUGUCCCGUUAAAUCGGAGCACCGACUGAUUAGAAGCAUACCAAAUUACGCUUGGGUCCUUAAUCACACAAGUGAGGCUGUCUACCAGCCUUGCCUCAGCACUAGUCACCUGGCCAGACGACUGUGAUUAAAACACAUGGAAAUUAUUACUUUUCAGUAGUGGAUAUGGUAUAAGUCAAAGCCAAAAUGCAAAUUGGGCUUAGAGUGGCUCUUCUGGAAAAAUAUGCAACAAAUACGGGGUAUGAUCUGGAUGGGAUGCUUCUGUACUCAAUGUGAACUAUUUAGAUACCUUUUGAACACUUAACAGUUUCUCGGAAACAGUGACUUAAUGAGGAUUGGUACUGCUUGUCAUUCCUCACGAUAAUGUGCAUUGUCAUCACUAAUCCUUGGAUCUUGUUGUAUUGUUACCUAAAUUGGUAUAGGUACUGAUGAAAAUCUCUAAUGGAUGGAUAAUCAUAACACUUUUGGUCACAUGUUUUUCUCCUGCAGCCUGAAAGUUCUUAAAAGAAAAAGAUAAAAUGCCUGCUGCUACCACCCUUUUAAAAUUGCUAUCUUUUGAAAAGCACCAGUAUGUGUUUUAGAUCAGUUUCCCUAUUUUAGGGAAAUGACAAGACAGUAGUUUCAGUUCUGAUGGCAUAAGCAAAACAAAUAAAACAUGUUUCUAAAAGUUGUAUCUUGAAACACUGGUGUUCAACAACUAGCAGCUGAAGUGAUUACCCCAGCCAUCAUUAGUGUCACAGACAUUGUGGUUAUAUCUGGCAGCUGUUUCUAAAAGAGUUUCACUUUCUUUUGUCUAAUUUAACCCUAAUUGAAUUCUCCUUUUCUUGUGGAGACAUUUAUGUUCAAAGUGUUGGUUCUUUGCCUUAGAUGCAUAAGGAGAGUAUACAGUUGGAUGGAGAUGGACGUUUAGCAGUGUUUAGCAGCCAUAUGUUCUGUGUUGGGUUUUGUGCUAGCAGUUUGAGCACUAGUUCUGUGUGCCUAUGAACUUAAUGCUGCUUGUUGUCCCCCUCCAUUUUACUUCAUAGAGAAUUCAUUCCUCAUGUUAAGCAAAGGCUACUAAGUUAAUGUUACUUUCUGUACAGAAAUUAAAAUGUACUUUUAGCCUUUAGCAAACAUUUUUUUUUCCCAAGCAGGCAAUUAGCUACUCAAAAACAAAACAAAAUUAUUCUCACAUAUUCAUCAUUAGACAACUGGAGUUUUUGCUGGUUUUGUUGCCUACUAAAAAUGGUUAGGCUGUUGAACAUUCCACAUUCAAAAGUUUUGUAGGGUGGUGGAUAAUGGGGAAGCUUCAAUGUUUAUUUUAAAAUAAAUAAAAUAAGCUCUCGACUUUU
Messenger RNA from Myodes glareolus (Bank vole), 4109 nucleotides. It is a transcript of the gene Caprin1, whose product is annotated as cell cycle associated protein 1. NCBI's taxonomy places the organism in Eukaryota, Metazoa, Chordata, Mammalia, Rodentia, Cricetidae. Gene Ontology annotation, cellular component: cytoplasm. The record is from RefSeq and is a predicted model, not a curated record. Gene Ontology annotation, molecular function: RNA binding.